Molecule: messenger RNA, 1431 nt
Organism: Mangifera indica (mango)
Lineage: Eukaryota; Viridiplantae; Streptophyta; Magnoliopsida; Sapindales; Anacardiaceae
Product: alpha-1,3-arabinosyltransferase XAT3-like
Exons: 4
Coding region: 1-1431 (476 amino acids)
Molecular function (GO): glycosyltransferase activity
Source: RefSeq, a predicted model, not a curated record
AUGAGUGAAAAGGAAAUGAUGUACGACUCUAUACUUGCUAGAAGCUUCAGUAAGCAAGAGCAGAAGAAGUUGAGAUACGUAGCAAUAUUUUGUUGCUUCCUUAUUGCAUUGAGCUUCUGCACUGUGUUUAAGCCUUAUUUGGGUCCUCUACCAGUUUUGAAUUUGCGGUUAUCUAUUGAUGUUAGUGAUCUCAAGAUGCUGAUAGUCAAAGAUACAAGCACUUCCCACAUGGAUUCCACCAAUUCUCAACGGAUAGAGGUUUCAGAUGCUAUCCCCAAGAAAAUAGAUGAGCUUGUGUGCAAUAUAACAGAAAGGUCGGACUUGUGCGAGAUUAAUCAUGAUAUAAGGAUUGAUGGGAGGUCGGCCACUAUAUAUUUUGCUUCAACACAUGAACAUGAAGCGAAUAGCUCAUGGAAUAUCAGACCAUAUGCUAGAAAAUAUGACAGAGUUGCAAUGAGUCGCGCUAAGGAAUGGUCAGUAAAAAGUGUCCAACAACUUCAACUCCCACAUUGCACUCAAAAUCACAGCAUUCCAGCAGUUGUUUUCUCCAGUGGAGGAUAUUCAGGAAACCACUUUCAUGACUUCAGUGACAUUCUUAUUCCGCUCUACAUAACCUCCAGACAGUUUAAUGGGCAAGUACAAUUCAUUGUCACCGACAAACAUUCAUGGUGGAUUAAUAAGUUUCAAAAUGUAAUCAGAAACUUAUCCAAUUAUGACAUCAUCGACAUAGAUAAAGAGACGGAUAUUCAUUGCUUUACAAGAGGGAUUGUUGGCCUUAAACGGCAUGAUAGAGAGCUACGUAUUGAUCCUUCAACCUCUCCUUAUUAUUCUAUAAAGGACUUCAGGGAGUUUAUUAGAAGUUCGUAUUCUUUGAAGAAAGCUACAGCAAUAAAACUCAAAGAUGGUGAUCAGAACAAAAUUAAGCCUGGACUUCUGAUAAUAUCGCGAAAGCGAACACGAACAUUCACCAAUACAGGUAAGAUUGCUGAAAUGGGAAGAAAGUUGGGUUUUCAAGUAGUUGUAACAGAAGCUGAAAGUAACCUGUCAAGAUUUGCGGAAACUGUCAACUCCUGUGAUGUGUUCUUGGGAGUUCAUGGAGCUGGGUUGACUAACAUGAUAUUUCUUCCUGAAAGAGCAGUUUUUAUACAAGUUGUUCCCUUCGGCGGGUUUGAAUGGCUGGCAAGAACAGAUUAUGAAGAACCAUCUAAGCAAAUGAACAUGAGGUACUUGGAAUAUAAGAUUAAGAUUGAAGAGAGUAGUUUGCUACAACAAUACCCAAUUGACCAUCAAGUAAUAAAGGAUCCCUCCUCAAUAGGAAAACAGGGAUGGAAGGUGUUUAGGUCAGUUUACAUGGAGAGGCAAAAUGUACAGCUUGAUUUGAAUAGGUUUAGAAGUACUUUGUUAAAAGCUCUCGAGCUUUUGCAUCAGUAA